Molecule: messenger RNA, 801 nt
Organism: Oldenlandia corymbosa var. corymbosa
Lineage: Eukaryota; Viridiplantae; Streptophyta; Magnoliopsida; Gentianales; Rubiaceae
Source: the annotation of a GenBank genome assembly
AUGGAUGUGGCUGCAGAGGUCUCCAACUGUACGUGGGCUGGUGUUAACCAGAAGAAAGAUGUUUCCAUUACUCCGAUCAAGGACUGUUGGAACUUUUCUUACUUCGAGAAUAACUGUGAUUAUUUGCAGGGAAUAGAAGAAUUGAAAGAGCCUUCUCCUCAAGUGAAAAGGUGCGGGGUGCUCCAGUUUAAUUCCAACGGUUUGGAUACCUUGAGCGUAGGCGAAAUGUCGCAUGCAGGUGCAGGAUCAAAGGAUCGAGUGCAUCUAGUUGAGGAUAAUCUGUCAGAAUUAUCGAAUUGGACCUCUGGCUAUGGAGAGGGUACAUUAUCUGCAUCUCGUUACGGGAGUUUAGAUCAGUCAUCUGAAGUAUGGGUUGCUAGUUUGUUUUCUGAUGGCGAUACCCAAAUCAGCCCCAUUGAUGAGGUUUCUUCCAAUGAAGUUAGUGAAGCUGAAUGUUCAAACCAGCCAAGUGUGUCUGCAGUAAGCCACCGAAGAUGUUCUGUGAAGACUCACAGAAAUGGCCUCAAAGGCAAGAAUUCAUACAUGAAGACUCCAGUAAACUUAGCUUCUUCUGUUGCCUAUCCCUUUACCAUUGUGAAGCCUUGUGCUAUUCAUGGAGACAUGACUCUGGAGGACAUAAACAAGCGAAUACGCAACCCACGGCGACCUCUAAAGCAUAUUAAUGACGGUCCUGCUCCCUUUCCUACGUCAGCAUUCUCUGGAAAACCUGUGGUAGGCACGACAAUGAUUCGCACAGAAGGUGGAAAGGGCACAAUCACAGUUCUGAGAACUAGAGGAUGA